AAAAAGUUAGAUUUAUUAAUGGACAAUAUAAUUUGGAUCUAACUUGUAUUACCAAUUGAGUUAUUGCAAUGUCAUUUCCAGCUUUUGGAUUUGAAAUUACUUUCAGAAAUAAUAUAGAUGAUGUUGUUAAAUUUUUAUAAGAACAUCAUAGUGAUCAAUACAUGUUGUAUAAUUUGAGUAAUAGGAAAUAUAAUUAUGAGAAUUUUUGGAGAAAACAGAGUAAUUAGAGUGAUAUUAAUCUCAGAUUCUUGAGUUUGCAUGGGAAGAUCAUCAUUCACCUCCAAUCGAUAUGUUAUUUGAUAUUUGCAAAAAAGUGAAUUUAUUUUUAAAUGAAGAUAUCAAUCAUAUUGCAAUCAUUCAUUGUUAACAGGAAAAGGAAGAACAGGAACAUUAAUUUUUUGUUACUUAAUAUAUUGUGGAAGAGCAAGUAAUACAGAUGAAGCUAGACUCUAUAAUUCCAAAAAAGAUUUAAUAAAGCUAAAUCAGGAGUGACCUAACCAUCAUAAAUUAGAUAUAUAGAAUAUUUUAAUCAAGAAGUUAUUGGCAAUCUCUUUUAUUGGGUAAAUAUGAUAUAUAAAUAAAUACAGCCCUUCACCUAAAAUGUCUGGUAAUACAUGUAAACCAUAUUCAGAUAUAUACACAGUUAAGAAUAUGUGAAAGUAAAUAUCGUGAAUAUUUUAUCGAAUAGAAUAUUUAGUGGGUUAUAGGUAGCAC
Paramecium sonneborni is the source of this 714-nucleotide messenger RNA. NCBI's taxonomy places the organism in Eukaryota, Ciliophora, Oligohymenophorea, Peniculida, Parameciidae. The record is from the annotation of a GenBank genome assembly.